CAUGAGUUAAAGUGAAAGUAUUUUAUAUACGGAAAUGAAGAAAACAACUAGCAUUGCAAGGCAUUGUUCAAUGAAGCAGCUGGGCAAAAUAUGCAGAAGAACGUGUUGUGAAAGCAUCUUUGAGCAGCUAAACUGUGAUCAUGUCAUCACUUCAGGGCUUCUCUGUACAGUCAGAUCUCAGAAUUGUGAUCAUAGGAAAUGCUGGAGAUGAAAAGAAUAAAGUAGUAAAAUCAGUGCUGAACUGUGAGAAUCCGACAGGAGUGAAAGUUGGGCUCUGUACUUUACAUCAGUGUGAACAUGAAGGAAUAAGGAUCAGUGUUGUUGAAGCACCAGGAUGGGAUAAAGUCUCAACACAACAAACAGCAGAGAACAUGAAAGAAGUUAAAAGAAGCGUGUCACUUUGUUCUCCAGGACCUCACGUUUUUCUUCUGGUCAUUCCUGUGAAGAUCUCUAAAGAACCUUCUAUAAGUGAAAUUACAGCAGCACAGAUGCACAUGGAGUUGCUGUCGGAGCGCGUCUGGAAACACACUAUCCUGCUGUUUGCUUGUGAUGAAGGUGUGAGAGAUUUUAACAUCCAAAGAUACUUUCAGAAAGCAAAAACAAUCCUGGACAAGUGCGGAGGCAAAGCCUACGUUCUUGAGAGACGCAGUAAAAUCAGUGAGCUUUUUACAAAGAUAGAAGACCUGGUGGAGGAGAACCGUGGUGAUGUCUUCAAACCACAAGCUUACUAUGAACUGAUUCAGUGGGAGACAGGAAGUCUCUGGCACAGACGAGGAAGUUUACAGAAGAAUCCUCCGAACAUGGCCAAAGACACACUUUACCGCGUGGCCCUUCUUUUCAUACUCGUCACAUGUGUGAUGAUGAUGAUGUCUAUAUUCAGAGCGUCUUUCAGUGCAGUUCCAGUAACUGAACUUGGUUUGCACUGGGAUUUACCUGUAGUUUUGGGAGUUUGCGCUGCACUAAUUUUAAUCAUUCUAGCAGUUUUCCUGUUUGUUUUUCUGCAUUUAAAGUAUAACAAAAUUUAGAAAAAAUUACAUGCAACUUAAUCUGGACUAAAAACUUAAUCUGACAAAAAAGCAUAACACUUCAUAAACACUUCAUCAGCAAUGUAAACCUUUGAAUUAAAUAUACUUUACACAUUUGUAUACUGCAGUGUUGCAAGCAAAUAUAUGAAUUUAUUUGCAAGGUUUAUUGUAAAUAUAAAUGGUGUAGGGCUGUCACUAACUAUUAUUUUGGUAAUUGAGUAAUUGGUUGAUUAUUUUGAUGAUUAACUGAGUAAUCUGAUUUUGUUUGUGGUAAUAAAAUUAGACAUGUCCUCAUCAUCUGGGAGUUGCAACUGAAUUUACUUCAGUGUUGUGAUUUCCAAGUGAAACGAAAUAUUGAAUAGUUUUAUUUUAGCGCACCUCCUCCUCAUCCCUCGCUCAUAGCAGUUCUAUAUUCAACGAUGUUCAAUUUGUGGUUACAGCCUGUAUGGUACGGGUCAAACUGACCCUAAUUGAAUUCAAUGCAAUCCCCCAAAAAUCACACUUUGAAAAAAAACAAUCAGGUACAAAUAAUUAACUUUUAAUAUCAACACUUUUCACACAUUAUAAAGAAUAAAUAUCUGAAUUUAUGAUUUAUAAAAAUGUUUUUAAGUAUUAUUUUUAAGACUGCCCCUUCCCCUCUUAUGGGACACUUGCCAUUAUACAUUUAUAACAAUAAUAUAUUAGUCUAAACCUAAAGUAAUCAUGACAAACUAUAUAGCAUUUGAAAGCUUUCAGGCUUUAGUUGUCAUAUUUGGUGACUGAUUUUCAAAAGAAAUGAUAGAUCAAUCGAGAAAUAGCGAUAGAUUCUUCAUUUGUGAUGUGGUGCCAAACUACAACAAACUAUAACACACGAUUCUUUCCGUAUGUUUUAUAUAUAUGUUUUAGAGAUUGAAUUCAAAAUAAAUAUUAACAUCACUGAACAAACUUCUGCUGAAUAGGAUGUCUAAAUAUUGUGAAAAGUAUGGAAAUAUAUGGUUCAGAUCACUCAAACCAUAUAUGGAAAUCGAACAGUCCAAAUAUUGUCACCGGUGGAGUCUGGAUGUCAUCUAGUGGAAAAGUUUGGUACUGCGCACAGAAAAUCUUACUGAAAGCUCUUUUUUUGAGAUAUCAACCUAAAAUUUGGCACAGAACUUGUUCAGAUAUUCCGCUUUCAUUUUCUUGAGAUUUUAGAGUUAAAACAAAAAAUAUAUUUUGUAAUAUUUUGUAUAUUUUGUUUUGUAAAAUAUAUAUUUUUAUAUUUAUGUAUAUAUGUAUAUUUAUAUAUUUUAAAUUUUCAUAAACUUAAACUUUUAUAACUUUUUUAAAUUUUACUUUUACAACUUUUUUUUACUUCUGCAAUAAUCUAUGAAGUGUUCCCUUUAAAAAGAUACCAAACGUAAGUCUGUUAAGUAUUCAAGAUGUUUAACAACACAGAAGUGUUUUGUAUUUUGGGUCUGUAGUUGCUUUUGAACAGAGCUCUAUAUGGGUCAAAUUGACCCACAAACAUUACAAAUGUAAUAGUGAUUUUGUGUGUUGUUUAAAAUAGAGUACUCAAAUUUAUUUAAGGAAUCAUGACAGCACUAAAACAAUGUGUGCUGUUGAGCUGUUUACGUCUGUGUAAAAGGGCAGCUACAACAGACUGAACAUGUAAUUGCUGCUGAUAUAUAUGUUUACUUACAGACAAUAUGAAGUUUUGUGGUUUACUGCAAGACAUUCCUGUAUCAGUACAGCAUGACGUUAGCAAUGCCAAGGUGAUUGAGCAUGUAUGAACUGAACGAAUGUAUCUCUUGUACUGCAAGUCACUUUGAAGUGUCAUGAUACCAAAUGUAUAAAUGUAAAAUAAAGUACCAGCUGUAGUUGAUGCAUGUUGUAUAUGGGGAAAAUGUACAUUUUAGGUGUUGUAACCAUUUACUUUUGAUAUUGUUUCAAUCUCCUCCUUGCCUUUUUAAAAGUACCAUGCUGUAUGAUCCUUAAAGGGUUAAUUUACCUAAAAAUGAAAUUUCUGUCAUUAAUUAUUCACCCUCAUGUCGUUCCACACCCGUAAGACCUUCGUUCAUCUUCAGAACACAAAUUAAGAUAUUUUUGAUAAAAUCCGAUGGCUCAGUGAGGCCUGCAUUGACAGCAAGACAAUUAACACUUUCAAUGCCCAGAAAGCUACUAAAGACAUAUUUAAAACAGUUCAUGUGACUACAGUGGUUCAACCUUAAUGUUAUGAAGC
Messenger RNA from Ctenopharyngodon idella (grass carp), 3222 nucleotides. RefSeq names its product GTPase IMAP family member 4-like. The record is from RefSeq and is a predicted model, not a curated record. Gene Ontology annotation, molecular function: GTP binding. The coding region runs from base 141 to 1025 and encodes 294 amino acids. Lineage: Eukaryota; Metazoa; Chordata; Actinopteri; Cypriniformes; Xenocyprididae. The transcript has 5 exons.